Messenger RNA from Alosa sapidissima (American shad), 1408 nucleotides. Its product is annotated as E3 ubiquitin/ISG15 ligase TRIM25-like. Bases 16 to 1176 code for a protein of 386 amino acids. The record is from RefSeq and is a predicted model, not a curated record. The transcript is spliced from 5 exons. Gene Ontology annotation, molecular function: zinc ion binding. NCBI's taxonomy places the organism in Eukaryota, Metazoa, Chordata, Actinopteri, Clupeiformes, Clupeidae.
AGUGAGUGAUCCAAAAUGGCAGAAGCCAGUGUUGUAUUGGGCCAAGACCAGUUCAGCUGUCCGGUCUGUCUUGAACUACUGAAAGAUCCUGUGACUAUUAACUGUGGUCACAGCUUCUGUAGGGACUGUAUUUCAAACUGCUGGGAUCAGGAAGAGCUGAAGGGAGUCUACAGCUGCCCACAGUGCAGACAGACCUGUACACCCAGACCAGUUCUGGGCAGGAACACAAUGCUGGCUGAAGUGGUGGACAAACUGAAGAUCAUGGGACUCCAGGCUAUUCCUCCUGCUCAGUGUUAUGCUGGACCUGGAGAUGUGGAGUGUGACGUCUGCACUGGGAAAAAGUGCAAAGCUGUCAAAUCCUGUUUGGUUUGUCUGGCCUCGUACUGUGGCACUCACCUCAAACUUCACAAUGAUCUCAAUCCAGGGAAGAAACACAAAGUGGUUGAUGCUGCUGGUAAACUAGAAGAUCUGAUCUGCUCUCGUCAUGAUAAACUACUGGAGGUCUUCUGCCGCACUGAUCAGACAUGCAUAUGUGUGCUGUGCGUCAUGGAUGAACACAGAGGACAUGAUACGGUUUCAGCUGCGUCCGAGCGAAUUGAAAAACAGAAACAGUUGGAGGAGAGCUGCAGAAAAACCCAGCAGACAAUCCAAGAGAGACAUAAGCACCUGCAGCAGAUGAGAGAGGCCAUUAAGUCUCUUAAGCACUCUGCUCAGGCAGCAGUGGAGGACAGUGAAAGGAUCUUUACUGAAAUGAUCCACUCCAUUAAGAGAAGACACUCUGAGGUGACACAGCUGAUUAGAGAUCAGGAGAAGGCUGAAGUGAGUCGAGCUGAAGAACUCAUGGAGAAACUGGAGCGGGAGAUUGCUGAGCUGAAGAAGAGAGAUGCUGAGCUGGAGCAGCUUUCACAAACAGAGGAUCAUACAAGCUUUCUCCGGAGUUUUCAGUCUCUGUGUUCCUUCACUGACCCAGAGGAUUCAUCAUCCAACCUCAGUUUCUGUUCAGAUGUGUCAUUUGAAGAAGUGACGGGAAAUGUAUCUCAGUUGAAAGAUAAAGUAGAAGAUGUACUUAAGCAUGGAGUAGAACAGAUUUCAAUGAGAGACUUGUGUCAACUCAAUCUAGAUCCCAGACUCACUCUAAAUCUAGAACACAGCACAACAGAAUCUUCAUUUGCCUGAUAGUAAUAAGGAAGUUACUCUUAAACAGAAGAAGCAAUCAUAUCCUGACAAUCCAGAAAGAUUUAUAAAUUGGGCACAGGUGCUGUGUAAGGAGGCUGUGACUGGAAGAUGCUACUGGGAGGUGGAGUGGUUCUGUAGUAGUAUCCUACAAAGAGAUUUGCAGGAAGGGACAAAACAAACAGGUUCCGUUUGGGUACAAUAAACACUCUUGGAGUAUAGACUACCCUUUCGA